Molecule: messenger RNA, 192 nt
Organism: Penicillium crustosum
Lineage: Eukaryota; Fungi; Ascomycota; Eurotiomycetes; Eurotiales; Aspergillaceae
Exons: 1
Coding region: 1-192 (63 amino acids)
Source: RefSeq, a predicted model, not a curated record
AUGCCCCCGGGCCUUGCGCCUCGUGCCUCGGGCUCGGCCGCCCGCCUCGCGCGCCCCCCCCUUCAACCACCCACUCCGUCCGCCGGAGCGGCCAACUCCCCCGCCCGCGCCAACUGGCACCCCAUGCCCCCUUCCCCAUCCCCCUCUGUGGGGCCCGAAGCCCCGCCGGCGGCCCCCUCACCCCGGGGCUGA